AUGGUUAUUUUCACGUUAUCUCAAGAGCAUGGCUUUGUCCUCAGCGUUUUGGUGUUCUCCCUCUUUCAGCUCCUGGCAAUGAGCUUGCGGGUUGGCAAAGCACGCAAAGUGGCGGGUGUGCCCUAUCCUUAUGUGUAUGCCGAAAAGAAUGAAGCAGAGAAUGAGUUUGACAAACACGUAUUCAAUUGUAUCCAGCGUGUGCAUCAGAAUACGCUUGAGAUGUAUCCUAGCUUUGCUGUAUUGCUCCUUUUGGGAGGUAUCACUCAUCCAUUAAUCAAUGCGGGAGCAGGCUUCUACUACCUGGUAACUCGCGAGGUAUAUGCACGUGGAUAUUCUACAGGUGAACCGAGCAAACGUGGUCUUGGCGUUAGAACUGCAGCCCUUGGUGAGCUCAUCAUGUUGGGGACCACCGUGCACACCAUUUAUCAAGUAUUUACUGGAUCCACGUGA
Lichtheimia ornata is the source of this 450-nucleotide messenger RNA. RefSeq lists its product as uncharacterized. Gene Ontology annotation, molecular function: glutathione peroxidase activity; glutathione transferase activity. Gene Ontology annotation, cellular component: membrane; endoplasmic reticulum; nuclear envelope. The record is from RefSeq and is a predicted model, not a curated record. The coding region runs from base 1 to 450 and encodes 149 amino acids. The transcript has 4 exons. NCBI's taxonomy places the organism in Eukaryota, Fungi, Mucoromycota, Mucoromycetes, Mucorales, Lichtheimiaceae.